Molecule: messenger RNA, 1893 nt
Organism: Hydra vulgaris (swiftwater hydra)
Lineage: Eukaryota; Metazoa; Cnidaria; Hydrozoa; Anthoathecata; Hydridae
Product: nicotinamide/nicotinic acid mononucleotide adenylyltransferase 1
Biological process (GO): NAD+ biosynthetic process
Molecular function (GO): GTPase activity; nicotinamide-nucleotide adenylyltransferase activity; nicotinate-nucleotide adenylyltransferase activity
Source: RefSeq, a predicted model, not a curated record
UAGAAAUAACAUUUAAUGGACUGGUUUUGUCAUUUGCCUCGUCCUUUACAGUACUGUUUUUUUUUUGGUGCAUCUUUUAUAUUCACUACUUCAGUUGCUUUUGUAUUCCAAUAUUAUACUGUGUAUAAAGUUAAAAAAAAAAAAUCUCUAGUGAAUUACAGUUCUGAAAAAAAUCAAAAUUUAGAAGUUAAUUUAGAGAAUAAACCUAAUCAAAAAGGAAGUUUAGAAAAAUUACCCAAUAUGGUUUUUUUAAGUAAUAAUAAAGAAAGUUUUUGCACAUUUUUUGAAAACAAAACAGGAGAAAAUGACUUUGAGCUAGAUACUGAAAAAGAUUUCAUACCAUUCUUUACUGAAGAUAAACUUGAAUAUUUGAUUAAAAAAAGUAUUUUAUCUCCAUCUUCUAAAGUAGCUGUAGAAAAUGUAGAUGAUGAUUUUUCAGAGGAAAAGAUUGUAAGAAAAAUUGUUAUUCUUGGUCUGGAAAAUUCUGGAAAGUCUACACUCGUAGCUCAGCUUUCAAAAAAAGGAAAUCAUUAUAUGGAGUAUAAACCAACUAAAGGAUUUAAUGUUAAAUGCAUUUCUUUUGAUAACUGUGACCUCAGUAUAUGGGAAAUAGGAGGAGAAGAAGAUUAUCGGGUUUAUUGGCGUAACUUUUCUUAUACCACUGACAUGAUUAUAUUUGUGAUUGAUUCUUCUGAUAGGAAUAAAUUCAAAUCAGCGAAAACGUUCUUCUCUGAAAUAUUAGAGAAUUUACACGAAACAGUUAAUUUGCACAUUCUAGCUACAAAAGUUGAUAAAAAUCAGUCAGCAUCACUUGAAGAGUUAUAUUCAGCUCUUGAAUUAGAAAAAUCAAUUUGGGAAAUACAUAAAGUCUCAAUGGUUACAGAGGAUGCAACUGAAAAUAUAGAGUUAGCUCGAGAUACCCUUAAGAGUUAUGGUAAAACUGUUAUUGGAGGAAUUAUUUCACCAACUCACGAUAUGUAUAAAAAAAAGGGACUUAUUGCUUCGAAGCAUCGAGUGCAGAUGUGCCAAUUGGCAACAAAUACUUCUAACUGGAUAAGAGUGAGUAGCUGGGAAAGUGAGCAAGAUUCAUGGCAGCGAACUGUGAAAGUAUUAAGGCAUGUUGACCAAGAUGCAAAUAAAGUUUAUGGUGUACCUGUUCAUGUUAAAUUUCUAUGUGGAGCUGAUCUUAUGGAAUCAUUUUCUGUGCCAGAUCUUUGGAAAACUGAAGAUAUUGAGGAAAUUGUUGGUAAACAUGGUUUAGUUGUUAUAACUAGGGCUGGCUCAAAUCCACAGAAGUUUAUUGAAAAUUCGAGUAUUCUUUCCAAGUUUAAGAGUAAUAUUGAUAUUGUGGAGGAAUGGAUUUUGAAUGAAAUAAGUGCUACUAAGAUCCGAACUGCAUUGAGUCGUGGUGAAAGCAUCAGAUAUUUGGUUCCAGACACGGUCAUUGAUUAUAUCGAGAAAAAUAAACUUUAUUGUUAGCUGAAUGUUGUAGAGUAUGAUACUUUCAAAGAUGUGUAUGCAUCAAUACCUCCAUCACUGACAACUAAUCUACAAAUGAAAAACGUACUUUCAUCCUUGAUUGAGAAACAGAUGGCGCCAGGUCUCCUUAACUUGUCUUAACUUUGUAAGAUCUACUUGGCUCUUCCUUUUACAUCUGCUAACGCUGAGAGAGGUUUCAGUAGACUUAAGAUUAUCAAAUUUAUCAGCAAUCAACAAUGACAGUCUUUUUGGAUUGGCAUAAGUUUCAAUUAAAGUAAAUUUGCAGAGAGUAUUGACUUUUCAAUAAGUCGUUUUGCUUCAAUAAAAUAUUGCAGAAAAAAUGUCUUCCUUAAUGCUUGCUUUUAUUAAUAUGUAAUGUAAAUACAUUUUUAAAAAACCAAAGCAUUGCAACAA